Dunckerocampus dactyliophorus (ringed pipefish) is the source of this 1073-nucleotide messenger RNA. RefSeq names its product mediator complex subunit 11 (gene med11). The transcript is spliced from 3 exons. NCBI's taxonomy places the organism in Eukaryota, Metazoa, Chordata, Actinopteri, Syngnathiformes, Syngnathidae. Gene Ontology annotation, molecular function: transcription coregulator activity. Gene Ontology annotation, biological process: regulation of transcription by RNA polymerase II. The record is from RefSeq and is a predicted model, not a curated record. Bases 122 to 472 code for a protein of 116 amino acids. Gene Ontology annotation, cellular component: mediator complex.
CUUAGUUGGGAACGCUUCCUUGUUGGCGGACGGAUUUUAUGCUUGUACGCGCCUUUGUCAUAGGUCAGUAGUGGUUUAAUUCCAUCGUUGAAGACGUUUUAACUGUUACAUUCCAUGUUUGAUGGCAAACGAGCGGCUCAGAGCCCUGGAGGAGGUUGAGAAGGAGAUAGCGAUGGUCCUCCAAUGUGCUGGUAACAUAGUGUUAGAGCUUUCUAAAGACAAACACAAUGUCAGCCUGCUGGACAGACAGCUGGUCCAGUUCCAGAGCUCCGUCAACAGAGUGGAGAGUGAACUGAGUGGCCAAAUCCGCUACCUUACACAGGUGGCUACGGGUCAACCACAUGAAGGAUCCACAUAUUCAUCCAGGAAGGACUGCCAGAUGGCGCUCAACAGAGCCGAGUACGCCAAGGUCAAACUGGGAGAACUGGGCCGCACCUGUGAAGUCAUGCUGGAUCAGCAGCAGGCCUCUUAAAUGUGGACUUUUUUUUUUAAGUGAUCAAACUUUGGUCACAUUUGUGUGCUUCAUAUUUAUUUGUACAAACUUUUGAUUACAACAUCCAUUUCAAGAAAAUAACACGAUCUAUUUUCAUGAGUAAUGUGAAGUACAUGAAAUAUCUCAGGUAUGAUUUGUCACAAUACUGCACAAACAGUGGCCAUGUAAUGCCAGCAUUCUUGCAACUUUUAAGGAACACCUGAGCUAGUCAGUGACUUCAAUGAAGUGGGCCAGUAAGUCUCUGAAAUGACCUCACCAGUGUGGGUGUUGACAAUUAAAACACACAGGACUCAGGUUACAAAAGUACAGAGAUGGUGGAAUGACAAGGAUGAGAGUAUAGAAUAAAAUUGACAUACACUACUGACAAACAUAAUUCAAGAUGAACCUAAAAUGCACUACAGUAUAAUCAUCACAGGUGGACUUCAUUUGAUCUUCUCUAAACGUUUGAACGCACAUGUCUAUUGAAUGUUUCACUACUUUUUGCACAACUUGCUUCUUCUCCAACAAGGAGCUGAAUGACAAAAUUCACACAGGUGUGUGAUCCACGAAUCAACCAAUAAAUGUCCUGGUUCAAUUUGAA